Messenger RNA from Ixodes scapularis (black-legged tick), 1505 nucleotides. RefSeq lists its product as uncharacterized. Bases 69 to 1505 code for a protein of 478 amino acids. The record is from RefSeq and is a predicted model, not a curated record. The transcript is spliced from 9 exons. Lineage: Eukaryota; Metazoa; Arthropoda; Arachnida; Ixodida; Ixodidae.
GAUGUCGGAUUGCGGAGUCACAGAGUUUGUCACUUUCGUCGUGAUUGGCAUGUUGAAGACUUCGCGCAAUGGACGUAAUCGAGUGCUUGGUGGUCUACGGCGCACACAAGGUGGUGGUUAAUGUGGGAGGAGAGCGGAAGCGACCCGAUCUAAUUAGUAGCCUUGCGCAAAAAGAACUCUUUCAGGUAUUCGAUCUUAACACAAGCCACCUUCUGAUUUACCAUGCUGGCUUUGACACUGAUGUCGACAUGACCGAAGAUGUUGUUCUGGAGAACAGAGCACGGAUCAAGAUCAGGAUGGACGAGGCACAGUUCAGGGUCAUGGAUGUCGUCAAUCAGGAAGAACAUGGUCCAUCGAGAGCUCCGCUGAGGGACCUGUCGGAGUACAGGUUCCCCCAAGUUCCGCUGGACAUCAAGCAAUCAUUGGCAAAGCACAAGAAGGGACUCAACCUGAAAUCCAGGAAUUGCAUAAUUCAGUGGUUGUACCACGAUUUAUGCCAGUACAAUCUGUAUCCAGACAAGCUGUAUGCAGAGGCUGCCAAGGGGCUUAUUAGAAAUUUCCCCGUCCUGGAGGACACCACAGGAACCAAAUGCGACUCUUGGCACGUUGCCUUGCGUUUCAAAGCAAAACGGGAGCGCAAGAAGCUCCGGGAUCAGGAGCGAGCUGCGGAAGAGGGCGAGGAAGAGGCACCAGCGCGACCGAAGCAGCAGAGGGUGCCGAGGACUCCUUGCCCAAAACGCGUGAUCAGGCCUGGCACGAAUGUAAUGCUCCCAGCUGAUGGAGAGGACAGAGAAAGCGUGGACGGCCAUGUGCUAGAAAUGCAGAGAGAACUCUGCAAAACCAGGCCCAACAUGGUUUAUGUGGCCGACGCCAUGGCGAGAACGUUCGCCUCACGGCGACUCUGGGUGACGACGGAGCACCCGACUGUCGCCGCUGUCCUCUCUAUGUACCCAGCGUAUCAGCUUGGUACCAUCCUGCAGCAGGAGUUCACUGCUGCUACAGGAAAAUCAAUCCAGGACAGCCUCACAGCGGCCCUGGCAAGGAGCAGCCUCCGGAUCCUGGAGGCUGCUAGAGGGAAACGCCAUCUCGGCGAAUUUUUUGAAGACCUGGACCGCAGGAUUGCCAUGGACGACGACGGUCCAUAUGAUGAAAUGUUGACCAAGGCCGCACUGUGUGCACUGCCAGCUCUGGUCAAGGAAAGGAGUGUGGCAUUCCUCCGGCCAAGUGACCCUGCAGAACUUCCAACAUAUCCAGCUGUGAGCUACGAAGGCAGCAGCAUCUAUGAUGCCACCUCACUUCUUGUGUCUGUUGAUGAGCUGCAAAUCGCAGAACCAACUCAUCUGGCUGCAGUGAGCACAAUGACUGCGCUGUAUUGGGCGUUGAAUAUAGAAUUUCCUCCAAAGGCGACCAGAACGUUUCAACUCUUCUCCCAUAUGAUAGGAGUUGACACUGGGCUCGUGGCCAGCCCCCUUGUGCUGAUGGCAAUUGGCAUAACCAAUGGCUAA